AUGUUGCGUACAGGCCUAUCCUUCCACAGAUUCCCAUUCUCCUUCCCCUUAUCCUUCGCCUUCUCCUUACCCUUCUUAUUCCCCUUCUCAUUCCCCUUCUCCUUCGCCUUCGCCUUCUCCUUCCCCUUAUCCUUCCCCUUCUCCUUCCCCUUCGCCUUCCCAUUCUCCUUCCCCUUCUCCUUCGCCUUCUCCUUCCCCAUCUCCUUCCCAAUAUCCUUCCCCUUCUCCUUCACCUUCUCCUUCCCCUUCUACUCCCCCUUCUCCUUCCGCUUCCCCUUCCCCUUCCCUUUCUCCAUCCCCUUCUCCUUCCCCUUCUCCUUCCCCUUCUCCUUCCCCUUAUCCUUUCCCUUCUCCUCCCCCUUCUCCUUCCCCCUUUCCCUUACCCUUAUCCUUCGCCUUCUCCUUCCCUUCUCCUUCCCAUUCUCCUUCCCCUUCUCAUUCCCCUUCUCCUUCCCUUUCUCUUUUAAGCUCGUUGCCUCCUGGUCGGCAAUGGUCGCCAAGCCUCAGUCUGAGCCCGAAAGGGCGACCACGGCGACGAAGCCCCCUCUGCCUCCGGCUCAGAAGCCCUCGACAGCAACCUCUGAAAAGAUUCCUCACCCCGGACCCGCGGCUCUCCUUGUCGCGGAUGUGCCUGGUUCAACUGCGACUGUUGUCGCUCCGACUCCUGCAACUGCUGCUGUUGCGGCUGAACCCCUGGCGUCCCCUGCUGCACCGCCGGAGUCUGCCGCCGACCCCUUGGCUCCCUCGCCUGUGGGACUUGUUGCCGCGCCGGAGUUGCCGACUCCUGCCUCUGCCUCGUCCCCGCAGGCGGCGUCCGCCACCACUGGCGGCCCGGCCCCGUUGGUUGUGCCGCCGGUUGCGGAUCCGACUGCACCUGUUGUGCCACCGACUGCUCCUGGGGCACAGCUGUCUCGCCCGCCGUCACCUGGCCACCGCGCAUCUCGCCCUCAUUCUCCCGCUCCCCAACAGGAUCGUCAGUCCUCGCGGCGCCGGCGCAAUUCUCCCCGUCGCCCGCAUCAGCAGGCCCAGUGGCACGCGAACCACGGCGGCCGCGGUGGCUGGUGGGGUCCCCGCGGUCGCGGAGGUGGGGGGGCGUACGAUCCGCCCGUGAGGAUGGCGGAUCUGCAACGGGCGGUGUCAAAUGCGGUGCGUGAGGAGAGGGCCACCCAGACCCAGGGCAGCUCCCACGCUGCCGUGGCACGUGCUGCUCCUCAUCAGGCAGUACUCCCUGUGGUUCCACCGCCUGCUGCACCCAUCCCUCAUCAGAAUCCGGCCCCGUCGGCUCCCGCUGUUUCUGCCUCCGCUCCUGUUCCUGGGUCUCGGCUUCGUCUCCCGCCCGUUCCGCCUGUGGCGGGGGUUGAGUUUGUGGCCGCGGGUGGAGGAGCGCGGUAUCCCCAUCCCGGAGUUGGCGGUUCAGCAACUCCUGCCCUCGAGGAGCCGUUUCAGUUUCUGGCGCAGGCAUUACAGCCUCCACAGUCCCGUGUUCCGGAGGCGACUCUCGCCCAGCUCUUCCGCCUCGCGGAGAGUUUUCACGCUCUGCUCCUGAUACAGGUUCUCGCGCAUUCGUCACUUCCUGCAGUUCCCCCCGAGACGUUCCAGGAUCGCCACCGCGAUUCGUGCCUGGAUGCAGCCGACCAGCUCGCAGUGCUGCUGGCGCCCGUGCUGGCUGCGCCCGUAGAGGGUGGGGUUGCGGCUGCUGGGCAGCUCGAUGAGGCUGUGCGCAGCCUGAGGCGCCAUUUGCGUGCAGGUUCUGGAGCCGCCGCGAUUGGAGCAAGCACGCUUGUGGUCCGGGAGCUGUGGCGCUCCCUGACGGGCGUUCUUCACGCCCUUGGAGCUCACCGCAUGUAG
This is a messenger RNA of Closterium sp. Naga37s-1, 1848 nucleotides long. The record is from the annotation of a GenBank genome assembly. Lineage: Eukaryota; Viridiplantae; Streptophyta; Zygnematophyceae; Desmidiales; Closteriaceae.